Messenger RNA from Mus caroli (Ryukyu mouse), 5216 nucleotides. It is a transcript of the gene Eif2ak4, whose product is annotated as eukaryotic translation initiation factor 2 alpha kinase 4. The record is from RefSeq and is a predicted model, not a curated record. Gene Ontology annotation, cellular component: cytoplasm; nucleus. Gene Ontology annotation, biological process: regulation of translational initiation by eIF2 alpha phosphorylation; DNA damage checkpoint signaling. Lineage: Eukaryota; Metazoa; Chordata; Mammalia; Rodentia; Muridae. Gene Ontology annotation, molecular function: protein binding; ATP binding; eukaryotic translation initiation factor 2alpha kinase activity.
CCCAGCUCGGUCGAGGCGCGGGCCGGAGCUCCCCUACCCACCCCAGAAUCACCGCUACCUCGCCUAGGCCGCUGCGCCUGCCCCGGCCGCCAUGGCUGGGGGCCGUGGGGCCUCUGGACGCGGCCGGGCUGAGCCGCAGGAGAGCUAUUCGCAGCGACAGGACCACGAGCUGCAGGCCCUGGAGGCCAUUUACGGCUCGGACUUCCAGGAUCUGCGGCCGGAUGCGCGCGGACGGGUGAGAGAGCCUCCUGAAAUCAACUUAGUUCUUUACCCUCAGGGCCUAGCUGGUGAAGAAGUAUAUGUGCAAGUGGAACUGAGGGUUAAGUGCCCGCCGACAUACCCAGAUGUAGUUCCCGAAAUAGAGUUAAAAAAUACUAAAGGCCUGUCGAAUGAAAGUGUUAAUUUGUUAAAAUCACACCUGGAAGAACUGGCCAAAAAGCAGUGUGGAGAGGUGAUGAUAUUUGAACUGGCACGCCAUGUGCAGUCGUUUCUCAGCGAGCAUAACAAGCCCCCGCCAAAGUCUUUCCAUGAAGAAAUGCUGGAAAGGCAGGCUCAGGAGAAGCAGCAGAGGUUGCUGGAGGCCAGGCGGAAGGAGGAGCAGGAGCAACGUGAAAUCCUCCACGAGAUUCAGAGAAGGAAAGAGGAGAUCAAGGAAGAGAAGAAAAGGAAGGAACUGGCUAAGCAGGAACGUUUGGAAAUUACUAGUUUGACAAACCAGGACUAUGCCUCUAAGAGAGACCCAGCAGGGCACAGGGCAGCUGCCAUCCUCCACGGAAGCUCUCCUGACUUUGUAGGAAAUGGUAAAGCCCGGACACACUCCUCAGGAAGGUCCAGGCGAGAACGUCAGUAUUCUGUGUGUAGUGGUGAACCCUCUCCUGGCUCGUGUGACAUCCUCUAUUUCUCUGUGGGUAGCCCUGAUCAGCUCAUGGUGCACAAAGGGAGAUGUAUUGGCAGUGAUGAGCAGCUGGGAAAGGUGGUAUACAAUGCUUUGGAAACAGCCACUGGCAGCUUUGUCUUGCUGCAUGAGUGGGUCCUUCAGUGGCAGAAGAUGGGCCCUUGCCUUACCAGUCAAGAGAAAGAGAAGAUUGACAAGUGCAAAAGGCAGAUUCAAGGAGCAGAAACAGAAUUCAGCUCCCUAGUGAAACUGAGCCAUCCAAAUAUCAUCCGCUACUUUGCGAUGAACUCCAGAGAGGAGGAGGACUCCAUUGUGAUCGACAUUCUGGCAGAGCACGUCAGUGGCAUCUCUCUGGCUACACACCUGAGCCACUCGGGCCCAGUCCCCACCCACCAGCUGCGCAAGUACACAGCCCAGCUCCUGGCAGGCCUGGAUUACCUACAUAGCAACUCCGUGGUGCACAAGGUUCUGAGCACGUCCAGUGUCUUGGUAGAUGCCGAGGGCACUGUCAAGAUAACAGACUACAGCAUCUCUAAGCGUCUGGCAGACAUUUGCAAGGAGGAUGUAUUUGAGCAAACUCGAGUUCGUUUUAGUGACAGUGCCCUGCCUUAUAAAACAGGAAAGAAAGGGGAUGUGUGGCGUCUUGGCCUCCUGCUGUUGUCACUCAGCCAAGGACAGGAGUGUGGGGAGUAUCCGGUGACCAUCCCCAGUGACCUGCCAACUGACUUCCAAGACUUCCUGAAGAAGUGUGUCUGCCUGGACGACAAGGAAAGAUGGAGCCCUCAGCAGCUGCUGAAACACAGCUUUAUAAACCCUCAACCAAAACUGCCCUUGGUGGAGCAGAGUCCUGAAGACUCUGAGGGACAAGAUUACGUUGAGACCGUCAUCCCCAGCAACCAGCUGCCCAGCGCUGCGUUCUUCAGUGAGACACAGAAGCAGUUCUCCCGGUACUUCAUUGAGUUUGAAGAACUACAACUCCUAGGGAAAGGAGCUUUUGGAGCUGUUAUCAAGGUGCAAAACAAGCUUGAUGGCUGCUGCUAUGCUGUGAAGCGCAUCCCUAUCAAUCCUGCAAGCAGACACUUCCGCCGGAUCAAGGGCGAGGUGACACUGCUAUCGCGCCUGCACCAUGAGAACAUUGUGCGCUACUACAACGCCUGGAUCGAGCGGCAUGAGCGCCCAGCGGUGCCUGGGACAUCGCCCCCAGACUGCACACCCCAGGCCCAGGACAGCCCAGCCACCUGCGGGAAAACAUCAGGCGACACUGAAGAACUGGGCAGCGUGGAGGCUGCAGCACCGCCACCCAUCCUCAGCAGCUCGGUGGAGUGGAGCACAUCUGCAGAGCGUUCUACCAGCACCCGCUUCCCAGUCACGGGCCAGGAUUCCAGCAGCGAUGAGGAGGACGAGGAUGAGCGCGAUGGCGUCUUCUCCCAGUCGUUUCUACCUGCUUCAGAUUCUGACAGUGACAUCAUCUUUGACAAUGAAGAUGAAAACAGUAAAAGUCAAAAUCAGGAUGAAGACUGCAAUCAAAAGGGCGGUAGCCAUGAGGUUGAGCCUUCAGUGGCAGCUGAGGCUGUGCACUACCUUUAUAUCCAGAUGGAGUACUGCGAGAAGAGCACACUGCGGGACACCAUUGACCAGGGGCUGUUCCGAGACACCAGCCGGCUCUGGAGGCUUUUCCGAGAGAUUCUGGAUGGAUUAGCUUAUAUCCAUGAGAAAGGAAUGAUUCAUCGCGAUUUGAAGCCUGUCAAUAUUUUUUUGGAUUCUGAUGACCAUGUAAAAAUAGGUGACUUUGGCCUGGCCACAGACCAUCUAGCCUUCACUGCUGAAGGUAAACCGGACGACCAGGCAGGUGAUCGAGUGAUUAAGUCAGACCCUUCAGGCCAUUUGACUGGCAUGGUUGGCACUGCUCUGUAUGUAAGCCCUGAGGUCCAAGGAAGCACCAAGUCUGCAUACAACCAGAAAGUGGAUCUCUUCAGCCUGGGAAUUAUCUUCUUUGAGAUGUCUUAUCACCCGAUGGUGACUGCCUCAGAAAGAAUUUUCGUUCUCAACCAACUUCGAGAUCCCACAUCGCCCAAGUUUCCAGACGACUUCGAUGAUGGAGAACAUACAAAGCAGAAAUCUGUCAUCUCCUGGCUGUUGAACCAUGAUCCAGCUAAACGGCCCACGGCCACGGAACUGCUCAAGAGUGAGCUGCUCCCCCCGCCGCAGAUGGAGGAGUCCGAGCUGCAUGAAGUGCUGCACCACACGCUGGCCAACAUAGACGGGAAGGCCUACCGCACCAUGAUGAGUCAGAUCUUCUGCCAGCACAUCUCCCCCGCCAUAGACUACACCUACGACAGUGACAUCUUGAAGGGCAACUUCUUGAUUCGUACAGCCAAGAUCCAGCAGCUUGUAUGUGAAACCAUCGUCCGCGUCUUUAAAAGGCAUGGCGCUGUCCAGCUGUGCACCCCACUGCUGCUUCCCCGAAACAGGCAAAUAUAUGAGCACAACGAAGCGGCUUUGUUCAUGGAUCACAGCGGCAUGCUGGUGAUGCUUCCGUUCGACCUGCGGGUCCCUUUUGCAAGAUAUGUGGCAAGAAAUAACAUACUGAAUUUAAAACGAUACUGCAUAGAGCGGGUGUUCAGACCUCGGAAGUUAGACCGAUUUCAUCCCAAAGAACUCCUGGAAUGUGCAUUUGAUAUCGUCACUUCUACCACCAACAGCUCUCUGCCCACUGCCGAAACCAUCUACACCAUCUAUGAAAUAAUCCAGGAGUUUCCUGCACUUCAGGAAAGAAAUUACAGUAUUUACUUGAACCAUACGAUGCUUCUGAAGGCAAUACUCCUACACUGUGGGAUCCCAGAGGAUAAGCUCAGCCAAGUCUACGUUAUUCUGUAUGAUGCUGUGACAGAGAAGCUGACUAGGAGAGAAGUGGAAGCUAAAUUCUGUAACCUGUCCUUGUCUUCUAAUAGCCUGUGUCGACUCUACAAGUUCAUCGAGCAGAAGGGGGAUUUGCAAGACCUAACGCCAACCAUCAACUCACUAAUAAAACAGAAAACAGGAGUUGCUCAGUUGGUGAAGUAUAGCUUAAAAGACCUCGAGGAUGUUGUCGGGCUGCUGAAGAAACUUGGCAUGAAGUUACAGGUCUCCAUCAACCUGGGCUUGGUCUACAAGGUGCAGCAGCACACUGGCAUCAUCUUCCAGUUCCUGGCAUUCAGCAAACGCAGGCAGAGGGUUGUGCCUGAGAUCCUUGCCGCCGGUGGCAGAUACGACCUGCUGAUUCCCAAGUUCAGAGGCCCACAGACUGUGGGGCCAGUCCCCACUGCUGUCGGUGUCAGCAUAGCCAUAGACAAGAUAUUUGCUGCUGUCCUCAACAUGGAAGAGCCUGUUACAGUGAGCUCCUGUGAUCUCCUGGUUGUCAGUGUUGGCCAGAUGUCCAUGUCCAGGGCCAUCAACCUAACCCAGAAACUGUGGACAGCAGGCAUCACUGCAGAAAUCAUGUAUGACUGGUCCCAGUCCCAGGAAGAGUUACAAGAGUACUGCAGACACCAUGAAAUCACCUAUGUGGCUCUGGUCUCUGAUAAAGAAGGAAGCCAUGUCAAGGUCAAGUCCUUUGAGAAGGAGAGGCAAACAGAAAAGCGUGUAUUGGAAUCGGAUCUUGUGGAUCACGUUAUGCAGAAACUAAGAACCAAAGUUGGUGACGAAAAAAAUUUCAGAGACGCUUCUGAUAAUCUUGCCGUACAAUCUCUGAAGGGGUCGUUUUCUAAUGCUUCAGGUUUGUUUGAAAUCCAUGGAACUACAGUAGUCCCCAACGUGAUUGUUCUAGCACCAGAAAAGCUGUCAGCCAGCACCAGGAGGCGACAUGAGAUUCAGGUACAAACCCGACUUCAGACUGCGCUUGCCAAUUUACAUCAGAAAAGCAGUGAAAUUGAAAUUUUGGCUGUGGACCUACCCAAGGAAACAAUCUUACAGUUUCUAUCAUUAGAGUGGGAUGCUGAUGAACAGGCAUUUAACACAACUGUGAAGCAGCUGCUGUCACGCCUGCCAAAGCAAAGAUACCUCAAACUCGUCUGCGAUGAAAUUUAUAACAUCAAAGUUGAAAAGAAGGUGUCAGUGCUGUUCCUGUACAGCCUCAGAGAUGACUACUACAGAAUCCUAUUUUGACCCUAAAGAACUGCUGCUGUAUUGUUCAAAUGGACAAGGACUUAUACUGAAAUAAUGGAAUGUUGUGCAUUCAAUUCAUUUUAACUUAAAAUUCUAAUAAGCUGUCCUACAAAGCUAAGCUUUGUCGGGUUUUCAUGUAUAAAUUUACCUUUUUGAUAUAAUAAAUGUUUCAUACAUA